Molecule: messenger RNA, 1404 nt
Organism: Stylonychia lemnae
Lineage: Eukaryota; Ciliophora; Spirotrichea; Sporadotrichida; Oxytrichidae
Source: the annotation of a GenBank genome assembly
AUGAAUGAAUAUAUAUCUUUAUCAAAAUAGGUAUAUCACACUAAACUCUUUGGAUUUUAAACAACACCAAAGAGAGCCAAAUCAGGUGCAAACUUUUCCACAAUGAACCUAUCAUAAAGCUAUAAUGAUUCUAACAUAUUGUAUCACUAAGACUCUUGCUUAAAUCCCAUAGAGGAAGCAUCAUCAAUCAAAAUUAGAAUCCAAGAUUAAAGCAGAAGCUUGAAUGAUAUUUUGAGUAUAUUUAAGUCAUUCAAUGUUGAGAUUACUCGAAUAUAGUCUAAAUCUUACCCAAACUGGCAAGAAAAAUAUACUACUACCUAUUAUCUUGAUUAUUAAAGGGGACUUUAAGAAUAAUUGAAAAUGAUUCUAAUUCAGCAGCUAGAAGCAAUCAGUCAAUCAGUAGAAUAACUUAAACUCCCAGUAGUGCCAUGGUUCCCAUAAUAAUUAAGUGAUCUUGAUGGUAUUGAGAACCUUACUAUUUAAACAGAAAGUGAAGCCUAGAAAUUGGAACUACUCUACUUUAAAGACAAAAACUAUUAAAAACGAAGAAAAUUAAUAGGUUUAGCUGCAUCACAAUAUAAAAUUAAUGACAAAAGCCUUCCAAUAAUCGAGUAUACGGACAAUGAUAACUAUGUUUGGGAUUAUUGCUUUACUCGACUGUCAAAGCUGUAUAAGAAUAUUGCUUGCGAAGAAUUUAAUUGGGCAAUAGAUUAAUUCAAGAAAUAAUUUUCUAAUUUCGAGUAAAAGGUUCCAUAGUUAAACGAUGUCUCAAUUUAUUUAUAAUCUCAAACAGGUUGGAGACUCAAGCCAGUAGCAGGAAUGCUAAGCAAGAGAGAAUUCUUGAAUGGGCUAGCCUUUAAAGUUUUUCACUGUGUACAAUAUGUCAGACACCACAGUGUACCAUUAUAUGCUUAUGAGCCAGAUAUUAUUCAUGAUCUACUGGGUCACGGUCCAAUGUUUGCAAUUUAGGAUUUUUCAGAUUUUUCAUAAUAAUUAGGCAUUGCCUCACUUGGGGUAAGCGACGAAGAACUUGAAAAAUUAGCUGCAAUUUAUAUGUAUACAAUCGAAUUCGGCAUGUGCCGAGAAAAAGGCUAGCUUAAAGCUUAUGGAGCUGGACUAAUGGGAAGUGUAAAUGAAUUGGAGUACUGUGUUAGUGAUAAACCUUAGCAUUUGCCAUUUAAUCCUUAUGUUAUUUGUAGAGAUCACAUGAAUUAUCCGUUGAAUGCAAUUCAACCACUAUAUUUUGUGGUCGAUUCAUUCUCUGAUGUAACGAAAUUAAUUUCAGACUACUGUAACUAGAUCAAUCGACCUUUCAAUGCUACUUAUAACUCCAAACAAUAGCGAAUAUUUCUGGACAAAGAAGUUAGAAUGGUUAAAGCAAUAAAUAAGGUACCAAGCUUAUGA